AUGACACAUCCCUACAACAGCAGCGGCAGCCCCGUCGGACUUUCUGCUCUCUCCGGCCCCGCCCAACAGAAGAUUUCCGAUCAUCGUGCAAGUACGGAUGGUCUUCUUCAUGCUGACGCUUUGCGGUUUCUCUGGUACCUGGCGGAUCACCAUGGAGCUACGCUGACAGCGGAGUGGGAUGGAUGCGCUCAGGAGGCGGUGUAUGGGGACCCUGGCUUUCAUCGCAAGUUUGCGUGCUCGCCCGGUGUUUCGGCACUGUAUCGCUCUCGCAUGGGUCUUGCCGUCCUCCUCGCAGGGGCCUUGCGCUACUGCUCUUUGUCCUGA
Messenger RNA from Guillardia theta CCMP2712, 324 nucleotides. RefSeq lists its product as hypothetical. The coding region runs from base 1 to 324 and encodes 107 amino acids. The transcript is spliced from 2 exons. The record is from RefSeq and is a predicted model, not a curated record. Lineage: Eukaryota; Cryptophyceae; Pyrenomonadales; Geminigeraceae.